AACAACGUCGAGAAGCGUAUCAAAAAUGACGGACAAACAACAAGGAAAUCAGGAGGUGAAGCAAUCACAGGGAUAUCAACUGUGGGGUGGACGCUUCACUGAAAAGCCCAACGGUGCGAUGAUGGAGCUGAACAAUAGUUUGCUCCACGAUGCCCGUCUCUAUGCGGACGAUUUGGAUGCGAGCAAAGCCUACGCCGAGGCACUCCACCGGGCAGGUCAUCUCAAGGACGCCGAGUGUGAUAAGCUGGUUAAGAGUCUGGAGCUGAUACGCUACGAUUGGAUCGAGAGUCUCGUCAAGUUUCUACCCAGCGAUGAGGAUGUCCACACGGUCAAUGAACGUCUACUUGUUGAGAUUACCGGAGAAUUGGGAAAGCGCCUCCACACAGGACGUAGUCGCAAUGAUCAGGUUGUCACCGACAUGAAACUCUGGCUACGCAAGGCCAUCCGUGAGACUUUGGGCCGGCUGCGUCUGCUUAUCAAGUCCAUGGCCGAGCAAGCGGAGACGCAUUUGGGCGUCCUCAUGCCGGGAUACACGCAUCUGCAGCGUGCUCAGCCCGUGCAAUUCUCCCACUGGCUGCUCUCCCAUGCCUUUGCCCUGCGCGAGGAUUGCAUGCGUCUCGGCGAGCUUCGUGAUCGGUCCAAUGUCUUACCUUUGGGUAGUGGUGCUCUUGCUGGAAAUCCCUUGGGCAUUGAUCGACUGUGGCUGGCUGAACGUCUGGGAUUUUCUGCAGUUACUGGGAAUAGCAUGCACGCAGUGGGAGAUCGAGAUUUUGUGGUUGACUUUAUCUAUUGCUGUUCUAUGAUCAGCCUGCAUCUGUCGCGCCUGGCCGAGGAUCUCAUCAUCUACAGCACCAAGGAGUUUGAUUUUAUCCGAUUGGCAGACCCAUAUGUUAGUGGCAGUAGUUUGAUGCCACAGAAGAGGAAUCCAGAUAGCUUGGAAUUGAUACGUGGCAUCUCCGGACUAAUCACGUCCAAUCUGACGGGCAUUAUGAUGACCAUUAAAGGUACCCCGUCUUCCUACAACAAGGAUCUGCAAUUCGAUAAGCAAUAUUGCUUCCAAGCCUUCGACAAACUGUCACAGAGUCUCAACGUCGCAGUUGGUGUAAUACAAACGAUGACAGUGCAACGUCAUCAAUUGGAAUCAGCUCUGAGCUCAGAUUUGUUGGCCACUGAUUGGGCCUAUUAUCUGGUGAAGAAGGGUGUGCCUUUCCAGGCGCAUCAUCACAUUGGACUCGUCGUUACAAUGGCAGAACAGCGAGGCGUGGACAUCACAGAGUUGCCACUGGGUGAACUGCAGCAGAUUUGUAAAGCAUUUGGCUCUGACAUUGCCAGCGUGGCGGACUAUGCGGUAAAUUUGCAGAAAUAUGAUGUAAUUGGAGGCACCUCCACGGCGAGCAUUAUGGAACAAUUGCGACUACUUAAGAAACUGGACAAGGAGUUGAUCCAGCAAUCUUAGUUUAGGGACUGGCCCCGCUUUUAUUUUUAUUUGAAUUUUGUUUCAAGUAUAGUUAACAAAUGAUA
Molecule: messenger RNA, 1521 nt
Organism: Drosophila innubila
Lineage: Eukaryota; Metazoa; Arthropoda; Insecta; Diptera; Drosophilidae
Gene: Argl
Product: argininosuccinate lyase
Cellular component (GO): cytosol
Molecular function (GO): argininosuccinate lyase activity
Source: RefSeq, a predicted model, not a curated record